GUUCUUCUUCUGUGUUUGGUUGGUUGGCUUUAUUUGAGAACAAUGCCACACAGCGGCCACAAAGGGAACGGCACGGUCGGUGUACUUCGGCUUUGGGAAGUGAGACCCAUCCAAUAUGGCGGUGACGCUUUUACGUCCUCAAAUGGCAGUAUGGCCAAGCAGUGGUCGGAGGGCCAUUCCGCCUCCAUCCUUUGCGUCAGUGCGUCUUCAGGCCCAGAGGGUCUCCUUGCUUCAGGUGCUGAGGGUGGAGAGGUGACCAUUUGGGGUCAAGAUGGUGGCAUCAUUGGCCGUCUUACUCUUCCUGGAGAAGAGGAUAUCACCAGCGUGAUGUUCUCACCUGCAGGCCCAACCCAGCUGUUUGUGUCACAUGGGGACACGGUGAGCGUGCUGGACCCCAAGAACCUGAAAGGACCUGUGGAGGAUUUUCAGGGAGCAGGCGAGGAGGAGAUUAAUGCUUUAGCACUGAAUGAAACCAGUUCUGCCUUGGCAGUGGCUGAUGACUCUGGGACGGUGCGCGUUCUGGAGGUUCCUGGUGGGAAAGUGUGCAGGACUCUACGUAGACACACAAACAUCUGCUCCUCAGUGGCCUUCCGUCCUCACAGACCCAACAACCUUGUGUCUGUUGGGCUGGACAUGCAGGUGAUGCUGUGGGGUCUGCAGAAGACUCGCCCUCUUUGGACCAUCAACCUCCAGGAUGUGGCCGAAGAAGACGGCCACCAGCAGCGUCCGGGCCAGCUGUUUAACCCACCACUGGCCCACUGUGUUUCUGUGUCCAGCUGCGGAAACAUGUUGGGUUGCGCAGCCGAGGACGGCCGGGUGCAUCUGAUGCGGAUCGGCAGUGGCUCUAAAUUAGAACAACACGGGGCGAUCAAGGCACACAGUCAGGGAGCUUCACAAGCUCAUUUUGUUAGUUUCCUUUCCCACCCUUACUGGCUGGUCACAGGAGGAAACGACAGCCACGUGGCCCUGUGGGACCUCAGUAAGCACCCGGUUGUGUCUCCAGAGGGAAAAACUCCAACAACAGCUCCUCAGCGGAGGAAAGGCAAGGUCAAGAGAAAGGACCAGACUCUGGAUAAAUCAAAGCUGAAAGAAGAGGCCAAGGUGGAAGAUGAAGCAUCUGCAAAUGAGGAAGAGGAGUCUGGACCCAAACUGAGCAUUAGUCAUGGGGACAAAGUGAACUGGUUGUGUCCUGUGGUUCUGAAAGGAGAACCAAAUGUGAUAGUGGCAGAUCAGAGUGCUAAUCUAACGGUCUAUCCGCUGUCUCAGCCAUAGAUUUAUGUCUUCUUCUGUUGACUUGUUGGAUUAUUUUAACACUCGGGACGUCUGAGCAAACAGAACACCACAGAUCAACAGCAGACAAGAAUCACAUAAAUGUGAUGUGAAUGAAACAUCAGUCCUUAACAUAAAAACACGCUGUGUGGUAUUUUAAACAUGUCAUCUCGUAAAAUAAACCAUUUGUCUCACACUAAUUACAUUUAAAACAACCACAUCUGACUGGAGAAACAUGUUUUUAAUGUUUAACUGAAGUUUGCAGCUCUUUUUAUAGAGUGACAAAACUUCUGAAUCCACACCAGAUGUCAGAAAACAAAAGCUCAAAGAAAGCUGCUCUAGAAGAUAUUUGAACACAGCUAUUCUAACAAAAAACCCACAUCUGUCUUGAGGGAGACACGUUGCUUAAAACAUACACAACUUGGUUGAAACGUAAACGCUUGAGGAGAAAACGUAUUUUUUGUGCUUAAAUGUUAAUCAACCUGUCUCAUCUGUUUUUUUUUUUAUUUAAUAAAGAAGUUUGAUUCAAACUUAA
Nothobranchius furzeri (turquoise killifish) is the source of this 1804-nucleotide messenger RNA. It is a transcript of the gene wdr53, whose product is annotated as WD repeat domain 53. Lineage: Eukaryota; Metazoa; Chordata; Actinopteri; Cyprinodontiformes; Nothobranchiidae. Gene Ontology annotation, molecular function: protein binding. The record is from RefSeq and is a predicted model, not a curated record.